CCUCAUUUAUGUCUAGUGUGUCUGUUAGACAUAGUAAUAAAGAGGGUUUAAGAGGUUUGAGUAGUAGGUGGGGGAUCUAGGAUUAGAGUGACUUUUGAGAGAUAAGGUGAUUCCUGCUCAGCCUGAAAUGGCCAAAGCGAAACAGAAGUAUUUCUGAUGUAGGUGGAGUUAGUGUAGAUCAGGGGAGGGUGAGAAAAGACAGCUCGAACAUAUGCAGAGAGGUGUGAGGAGUGAGGGCAGAGCAGCACUCACUGUGACUGAGAAACAGAGGCUGGUUGGUUUUACAGAAGAGAGAGGCACAGAGCAAGUUGCAGUGAGCACAGCAGUGACAGAGAAAGGAAGUGUGAUAAUCAGCUUGGGAAAUGACUUUGUAAAUGUAGUUGUUCUGUUCAGAGACUGGGGGUGUUAUUAAACAGACAUGAAUGGUGAUAGCAAACAGCGAUAUGUGUCAACCUUCAGGAUGCAGAUCAAGCCACCACGUGCAUCUGCACCAGGGAAUGGACCAGGAAUUACUGACAGCAGGGCCUCAGACAAACGAACUGGUACAGGGUCGCUCAGCUUCUCCCCUUGUAAACAUUUGGAUCCACCCGUCUUCAUAGAUCCCCUGGAAGACUGCAGCGUGGACGAAGGAAGUGACAUCACACUACGUGGGGCUCUCACAGGAAGUCAGCCAAUCAAAGUGUCAUGGUUGCACAAUGGUGAAGUGGCCCGAUUUGGCAAACGUUCCUUCAACGGCAGGGAGGUGAGCUUUGAGGUGAGGGAGUGUCUUCCAGAAGACGCCGGUGCCUACACCUGUUUGGCAGAAAACAGUGCAGGGAAGACAUCCUGCUGCGCUGCUGUGUUUGUCAGAGACUUUGAAACUAUCUGUGGUGUGCACAGUCGUGUCUCAAAGUCAUGUCCCACUUCUGCAUCUACGAGUGUUAUGGAAAAUGGAAGGUCACCACAGUCUCCCAAAGAUGAGCUACAGGAAUUCAGAGGAUCUAUUUGUACCUCCCCUACAGGGUCUGAUAAGCAGAACCCAGUCUCAUCUCCAAGAGAAGUCAUCCCAAAGAAGAGAGCCAACUCAGGGAAAGGUCCAGCAUUACAUUUUGAAAACCCUCCACAGCACCUUGAGGUGAAGGUGGGACAGGCUGCUCGUCUUUCGUGUUUUUUCACCAGCAGCCCUCCUGUAGUGUCCUGUUGGAUCAGAGACAAAGACCAGAUAGUGGAUGGUCCAGAGCUGUGGACAGAAAAUACUGAUCGGAGCAGUACGCUGGUUAUAGCAGAGGCUAAACCACAGCACACUGGUCGCUACACUGUUGUGGUGAAGGACCGCAAGAGCUCAGCACAACAUACACUUACCCUUUCUGUAAUAGAGAGGCCACAGCCUCCCGCCUCUUCUCCUGUGAUCUCUCGUGUCUCUGGCUCCAGCCUUGUGUUGUCCUGGUCGGGCCCUUGUUACGACGGUGGCAGUGCUGUCCUGGGUUAUGUGGUUGAGGUGAAGACACAAGGACGUGCUGAGCCCGGGGAUUGGAGUGAACUCACUGCCCAGUGUAAGAGUACUUCAUACAGGGUGUGCUCUGGGCUGCAACCUCAAGAGGAGUACUGUUUCAGAGUGAGGGCCUACAACGCAGCGGGAACAAGCGAGCCAGGUCCAGUGUCACCAGUGGUUAGGAUGGAGCAGAAAGACAAACUGCGAGAUGAGGAGGAGGCCCCUCAAGCCUAUACCUGUGUCACUAUUGACUCUUCCCACAAAGUCACAGAUCACUACAAUUUGCUGGAGAAACUGGGAAUGGGAAAGUUCGGCCUGGUGUUCAAGCUAACCCAUAAAGAGACAGGGCGCGUGUGUGCUGGGAAGUUCUACAAAGGCCGACGUACCAAGGAGAGGGAGGCUGCUCGUAAAGAGAUUGAGUUGAUGAACUAUCUCCAUCACCCAAAGCUGGUUCAGUGUCUGGCUGCCUAUGAUCACAAGCCUGAGAUGGUCAUGGUCAUGGAAUUUAUCGCAGGUGGGGAACUGUUUGAACGUAUAGUGGAUGACAACUUUGAGCACACAGAGCCUGCCAGUGUGCGCUACAUGCAGCAGAUCCUGGCGGGUAUCGCCUUCAUGCAUAAGCAAAACAUUAUCCAUCUGGACCUCAAACCUGAAAACAUUGUGUGUGUUGACACAACUGGCACUUCCAUAAAGAUCAUCGACUUUGGAUUAGCCGGCAGACUAGAUGGCAACACGCCUCUGAAGGUGAUGCAUGGGACUCCAGAGUUUGUGGCACCUGAGGUGAUCAACUACGAGCCUGUGUGUUUGGCCACUGACAUGUGGAGCAUUGGGGUCAUCUGCUACAUAUUGCUGAGUGGUGAGUCUCCUUUCCAGGGAAACAGUGAUACAGAGACCCUGGCCUUGGUCACAGCUGCCCAGUGGGAAUUUGAUGAGGAGAGCUUUGAUGAGAUAACAGAUGAAGCCAAAAAUUUCAUCAGCUCCCUGCUCAACAAGGACACUAGGCGGAGGAUGUCCUGUGAAGAGGCCCUUGCCCACCCCUGGAUGGCAGCAUUUGACUCUGAAGAUCUUGCCACCACCAAGUGUCUGUCCAAGGAGAAGAUGAAAAGGUUUCUAGCCAGGCAAAAGUGGAAGAAAGCAGGUAAGGCGAUGCUUGCCUUGAAUAGAAUGGCUUUACUUUCCAGAGGUGAAAGCUCUACAUCUCCUACCAGCCCUGGAGGAGACUCAUCCUUGAGCCCAGAAGCAGAGCAUGCCCUGCAAUCUCUGGAGCGUAAGAUGCAGGGGCCACCCCAGUUCACCCAGACCCUGGAGGACCAGACGGUAGCUAAGGGAUCCAGUGCCCGUCUCUCAUGUCACGUCACAGGAUACCCUGACCCAGAGGUGGUGUGGCUGUGUGGGGAGGAGCCUGUAGUGGAGUCAUCCACAGUGCAGAUAGAGUAUGAGGAAGACGGCUUCUGUACCCUGGUCCUCCCCAAAGUUAGCACAGAGGACACAAACGUUUACACCUGUAGAGCCACCAAUGACCACGGGGAGACAUUCUGCUCAGCCAACCUUACUGUUCAAGAGUAGAUUCAUCUUCUCUAUGUAGGCAUACUAUUCAUGACAGAGAUAUAAAUAUAUUAUAUAUGUUCUUUUGUAUAUUCUUGCUUUAAUACAAAUGGGGACCAAACUGUUUCCAAGCUGUACUGUGGCUAGAGAUAUGUAAUACAUGGAUUACUGUACAAAAUGUAUGAACAGAUGACUAUUGUUACAGAGCUACAAGCAUAUAUAAAGAUUAGUUCCUCAUGGGACAAGGGUGCAGUUAUACAAUGUUUUAAAACAAUAUGUUCAUGAAUCUGUUUGUCUAUUUCGGGUGAAUAAUUUUAAGAUUCCCCUUCAAAAAUAUCAUUUAUUCAAUGUGAAUAAAUUGAGGUAUCCUUUUUGAAAAGUAAACAAACCUGAAAUUA
This is a messenger RNA of Lates calcarifer (barramundi perch), 3414 nucleotides long. RefSeq names its product myosin, light chain kinase 5 (gene mylk5). Gene Ontology annotation, biological process: protein phosphorylation. Lineage: Eukaryota; Metazoa; Chordata; Actinopteri; Centropomidae. The coding region runs from base 419 to 3037 and encodes 872 amino acids. Gene Ontology annotation, molecular function: protein binding; ATP binding; protein kinase activity. The record is from RefSeq and is a predicted model, not a curated record. The transcript has 17 exons.